Molecule: messenger RNA, 4515 nt
Organism: Mastomys coucha (southern multimammate mouse)
Lineage: Eukaryota; Metazoa; Chordata; Mammalia; Rodentia; Muridae
Gene: Hjurp
Product: Holliday junction recognition protein
Exons: 7
Coding region: 144-2051 (635 amino acids)
Biological process (GO): CENP-A containing chromatin assembly
Cellular component (GO): chromosome, centromeric region
Molecular function (GO): histone binding
Source: RefSeq, a predicted model, not a curated record
UCCUGGGAGAGGCGGCCGGAAACUCGGCCAGGAUCCGGUUGCGUAAAUAUUUUUGAAAGGCCCUAUCAGCGCGCGGGGCGCCAGGUUUGAUCUGUGAGCCGGCUUGGGCGGGUGCUGAACCCGGGCAGUGAGCUACGCACGCCAUGGAGCCUACGGGUGGGCAGGAUAGCCGGCUGCAUCUGCAACUCAAGGAAAGCAGUAGCCGCUUUCAGACGUUAAUGCAGCGGCUGUUAGCGAAGUACAACCAGCCCUUUGAGGACGCCCCUUUGGUGCAGAUGGCCACGCUGACUUACGAGACGCCCCAGGGACUGAGAGUUUGGGGAGGAAAGCUGAUAAAGAACAGAGACGAGGACCAAACCCAGGGCCCUUCUGUGAACGUGAUUGACAGAUUAAAUGGGCAAGCUGCAGAAGAUGAUUUAGAGACCAGCGGUGCGGAUAUAAGCUUAGAGGAGGAUUGGCCGUCUUGCAACUUGACGAUGAGUGACGCUUCUGGCGACCCUGGGCAGUGUCAGAACACAGAGAAGGGAGGUGGAAAAGACACGGUCAUGACUUGGGUUCCUUCUGUGACCUCACCUGUCACACCAGCCCCUGGAUGCCAGGAUGGUACCUCUGCAAAGAGCUUUGGUGGUUCUGAAGUAUCUGCUUCGUCCUCUAGAGGCCAGGGUCCCUCAUACACUUGCCCAGCUGACAUGACCAUUGUGACUAGAAAUGACAACUUCUCCUUACUAGGGACCAGCAGCAACAGCAUAAGCAACUGGUCCUUUGAAGCUGAUGAUACUUGCAAUGUGACAAUCAGCGAUUUGUAUGAAGGCAUGAUGCAUUCCAUGAGUAGGCUGCUGCGCUCAAAGCCGUCCUGCACCAUCUCCACCAAGACCUACAUCAACCAGAGCUGGAAGCCCAGGAGGAGACUCUCACGCAAGCAAGGGGCGCACAAGAACACGACGUACUGCCACAGGAAGGAGCCUGUGCCCUGCUCAGAGCCCAGGAAAGAGGCCAGAAUAUUAAAAGACUACAAGAACUUAUUGCACGUUGCUCCCUGCAAGACAGGCUUAGAACUGAAAAGCAUUUCUCUUGAAGGAAGCAGACUUCAAGUCCAUAAAUUCAGUCCAGCUUGGAAAGUGGUCCAGACGACGCCUUGGAAGGAUUUGGACUUAAACCUUGAGCGAGAAAACAGGCUGAAGGCAUUACAGUAUUUAAUUUCACCCGUCAAGAAGGUUCCCAGACCAAGGAUGCUUCCAAGUCAAGUAGAGAAGCGGUAUAGAGAGAUUAAAAUCAAAUUUGACAGACUUCAUCAGGAAUGUUGCCUGUCUUCUGGGAAGCGGCCUCCCCUAACUGGCCCCACGGAGUCUUGGGCCGCAGACACAUACAGAAGCGGUUCUAAAAGCCUAGGCAGCCGUCAGGGUGUAGACACCCACAGGCUGAGUUCACCUCUCAGCAGAGAAAAGACAGAGAGGCUAGGCGAAGCUUUUAAAGAGCUGAGGGGAAAGACUGUCAAAACAAAUAGCUGUCUUCUAAGGAGCAGUCCCUCUCCAGAGGACAACCUGUCAAAAAGCUCCGGCCAUUCUCAACAGACGUCUGGCCUUCUUCAAGAACACAAUUCUGAACCAAUCAGAAAGGCAGUAUGGCCCAGUACAGCUAGUUCAGCACCAUGCACAGGUUCUCCAGUCUGUGGGAAGAAUAACUAUGAUGAGCUUAAAAAAGAAUUCAACAGACUUUACCAAAAGUAUUGCCUGGUGUCACCUCAGCGGGUGAAGGUGACUUUGUGUAGCAGAGUAUCUCCAGUGAAAGCUGCUGCAACUGUUCCCAGUCAAACAGAGCACUUGAAGAGACCAAAUCCAGACCCUUCACUCCAGCGUUCCCAGAAAUACUCAUCUCCUGGAAGAAUCCCACAGUCUUCGGCUGCACCUGAGGUCCACAUGUCUGCACAGACUGCUAGUGCUCUUGUGAGAGCACCUUGGUUGUCAACGAAGAGGCGCAGGCUGUCCUACCCAGUAGUGUGUGCUCACCAGGACAAGUCUCAAGAUUCCUCAGGAGCAGCAGGCUGGCCCUGAGUGUCCUGACUGACUGGGUGUUUGUCUGUGGGCCGUGAUGCUGACGCGUAGUCAGCCGCCGCUUUGAGGGAGAAGACCAUGGCAGACACUUCUGUUUCUCCUUUUGGACAUGGGGCCCAGGGCAUCCCGUAUGCGGAGCCAUCUUCUGCUGCAGCUCCCUGUAGCCACUCGGCCUCUGUCCAGCCACCUCCCCUGCUCCAUAGCACAGCAACAGCAUCAUCUGUCCUUUCUUGUGGGAUAUUGGUGCCUUGGGCUUCUCCAGCCAGCCUCGGCCAUUACUGUGUCUCUUAAUCUUAGUCAGGGGAUUCUCAAUGGCAGUUUUCCUCUUGACUUGAAUUACUUACAUUGCCUCUACUCUCUACUCCCCCAUCUUCACCUUCCACGUGUCUGCUUCUGUAUAGGCAAGUGCCCUUCAGGAGGACAGGGUGUUAAGUCCAUGGGUUGGACCUUAACAGAACCCUGCGCACCCCGCUUGGCUUAGUCUUAGGAGCUCUGGUUUUGGGGGUCGGGGUGGGGGAGAUGUUUUAUUUGGUUUUUGAGGCAAUUUUGCAUAGCCUGGACUCGUUGGAUAGUCGGGGUUACCUAGAGUUCCUGACCCCCUUCCCAAAUGCUGAGGCUAGUUUUGUUGUUUUCUGAUUUAUUUCCAUGGGUAAAAUAACUUUAUGAACUGCAUCUCCCUGGUUGAACUUAGAUGAAGGGACCUGCCUGUCUGGGAUAGGGCCAUAGAUAAACGACAAGAAACAGAGCCAGACCUGCUGAACAACUUUAGCCAUACUAGCUGGGUCUCUGGCUGCCGGGUGUGGCAGGCAUCCCUGGCGGGGUACACCCACCAGCUGUCUCCCUUUACUCUGGGCCUUGAGCUGUUUGUUUGGCUGCCUCAACCUCAUGAGCCUCCUUGACUUUCCUAGACCAAACUGCCACCAUGGUGUGCCUUGGUGGCCUGCUCCAGACUCUACAGAAGUGAUCGUGAGAGUGGACUCGUGUGCAGGUCACCUCAGGGUAAUAUGAGAUUCUGAUGGGAAGAAAGGAGGUCACCGGAGACCUUAGUUCAAAACGUGCAUCCUGACCCAGCCUGUGUCCUCAACUUUUUGCUUAUGUCCCCAGCUGUCCCAGGAAUACAGCUGUGUCCCUAGACCUUCCUCCAGCUCUUGAGCCAAUGAAAUCCUGCCACUUUGUCUUUAAACCCUGUCUUGCUAUGUAGCCCAAACGGAUCUUGACCUUGUGGUCCUCUUGCCUCAGCCUUCCUAAGAAGCUAGGGUUAUACAUGUGCAAUGUGGCCUGCCUUGGAAGUCCCACCUGCCUGGUACUCUACCCAGAGAAAAUCUUGCUUUUACUGCAGCCUGGAGACCUCUCUUGCCCGACUGCUAGCGGGGACUUUGACUUUGCAGAGAGUAGAAUCAAGUUGCCGGUUAGUGGCAGUGACAGUGCCUAGAGCUUCUCCCUUGGUACCCAGGAGUUCCUCACCAGUUCCCUAGAAGUUAAUAGCCUAUCCUUAGGGCCUUUACCAGAUGCCUUCUCUAGUUCCAUCUUCAGCCACAUUAAACGCUUAAUAGCUUCAUUUUCUGUUUCUUGCUACUUCAGCUAUAAAUUGCUUGGAGAGGAGACCAUAUCUCCACACUCAGUGACAACAUGAAGGAUGUUAGAGGCUAGUUCCUUCUUUGUGCUAGACCAGUAAGCUUUUCAUGUACCUUGCUCUAUCUACCUAAGGACCCUUUGGUGACGUGGGCAGUCUCUGUCUCUUAGGAAGAAGACAGUGUCUGCUAAAUCCUAAAUUCACUCAAAUUGGGCUGACAUACCCCCAGGACACACAGCUGGGACAGCAGCGACCUUUGUCACUGCUGCUAUUGUAGUGUGCCUUGAGUUCUUUAACAACAUGAGAUUUCCCAUAGCGGGCAUAAAUAUUUAUACAGGUGCAGCAGAGUAAACAUUGGGCAUUCUGUGGCAGGCUUUGAAGAACCGGUGGGAUUGUACUAAAAUUAACUUUCAUCGGUCAGGAUGUAAAAGUGAUUAUUUUUCUUGGUUAGGAAUUUUUAAAGUUUAAAAAUCUCGUCUUGGGCUGGUGAGAUGGCUCAGCGGUUAAGAGCACUGACUGCUCUUCCAGAGGUCAUGAGUUCAAAUCCCAGCAACCACAUGGUGGCUCACAACCACCCAUAAUGAGAAACAAAUAAAAAACCUUUGGGCCAGAGCAAGUGGAGCUGGAGCAAGGGGGGAGAACGGGGUAGAAAUCUUGCCUUUCCCCCUUUGCCUCUAGUUUUGUUUUUAGGUGGGGUCUGUCACCAUUACCUAAGCUGGCCUCAGAUGCACCUCAGGCAUGCUGAACCUCAAGUGUCUGUUCCGCCUUUGCAUUGCUUGUGUGCUGCCCUGCUUGACCUGUCUGCCCUUGAUGUCCCUCCAGGGCAGCUGGCACUGUGGAAAGUGCCUGGUGUGGUUUUACAAAUAAAGGUGUAUAUAUACUUAGCGUUUU